GUUGUAGCGUAAGAUGAUAUAAAUCAUAGAUGCACACGAGUUUGAAUCAUAAUUUAAGUGCUGUUAAUAAAAUACUGUACAAGAAGGAAAAUGAACAAUCAAGAGAAUGAUAAAAAAACUGAUAUGUUCCUUAUUAUAAUGAGAAACGAACAUUCGUAAAGGAGAAGAAGAGAAAUUGCAUCCCAUGACAUCUGCUUGUAUACAAUGGUUGUUUGCAAAUACUAUCGACAAGGCAAUUGCCGUUACGGACAGUAUUGUCAAUAUGAACACAUUAAUAACUUUGGUGACCCUAAAGUGGAAUACGACGAUGAACUCGUUGUCACUGUGGUCAAAGAGGUACUCCUUGCGGAAAAAGGUGGACAAUGGUUAUUGUCAUCUUUCGGUCCACUCAAGGAACGUCCGUGUAUCCCAGGCUUGGAAGAUGUGUCUCCAGAGGAAGUUCGAUGGGAAAUGUAUCAGGCACGGAAGAAUGGCAUGGUUGAGCAAGCCAAACUACGUUUUCAACAACUAUGUCAAGAUAUGAAGGCAAAGAGAGGGGCGCUAAAAAAUCCUACUCGAGAAACGAUCGCAAUGUUGAAAAAGAUUUUAGGAAGCGGUCAAAAAGCUUCUCAAUUGGGCCUAGCCAAUAACACAUCGACUAAUAAUGUGUUCGCAAAUAAAACAUACGGCGUGCAAAGUAAUAAUCCGUUUGGCGGAGGUGGAUUUGGCUCCUCAAAUAAUGCAUCAUCAAUAUUUGGAAAGACCAAUACUAAUCCAGCACCCGUGUUCGGUGGUACAGCGGCCUUCGGAAACAGUCUUGGUGGAUUCGGUACCGCAACGAGUGCCAAUUCCAUUUUCAGCGGCACGACGAAUACGUUGACGUCGUUCAGCAGCGUGCAGAACAACACACCAGCGUUUGGCACGUCCCAGAACAACUCAAUCUUUGGUCCCUCUCCGAGUGUAUUCGGUCAAAGUAACAACGUGUUCAGUGGGAAUCAGCUUGGCAAUACAUCCUCCACUUCUCUGUUUAACAGCCCGAUGACCUCGCAGGCGAAUAACUCCUUGUUUGGCAACCCGACGACCACUACGGCCAACUUGUUCGGUGGUAGCAGUUCAUCGAAUAGCUUGCAGACUAAUUUGAUUUUCGGUGGUCCAACUACUUCUUCCAACUCUUUCAGUGGCAAUAUAUUUAAUCAGUCAAAAACGCAAUUACCUGCAUUUGGUGGAGCGCCGGUCUUCGGGGGAAUAGCCAGCAGCAAUUACAGCAGCAAUUCCAGCAAUUCUAUAUUUGGUAGUCAAACGUUCGGCACACCUGCGAUGUCAACAAACAACAUUUUUGGUUCUCCCGCCGCUACCACGACGCCAGCUUUCGGUGCGCCAGCCUCUACUAUGACACCAGCAUUUGGUUCUCCCGCCGCUACCACGCCACCGGUUUUUGGUUCGCCCACCGCUUCCGCAGCACCGGCCUUUGGUGCAUCUGCCGCCUCCACAACGCCGGCUUUUGGCGCGUCUGCUGCUACCACUACGUCAGCUUUCGGUACAUCUGUCGCUACCACAACGCCAGGCUUCGAUUUGAAUCAACAAUCCAACAAUAAUGCUUUCGGAGCAGCGAUAUCCACCUCAAACAUCUUUGGUGCGCAGACUGACACCGCUAUGUCGAUGAGCAACAGCGCACCAUUUGGAGCACUAGCUACCGCGAUCAGCAGCCCAUUCGUCACUGCUAAUUCUCAGCAAUUUGAUCCGACAAAUAGCAAUUCAACGCCGUUUGCCGGCGCAGGAUUUGGCAUGGCUGCCACGAACACGAAUAACACGUUUGGUACAACAGCGUCAUCUUCCAAUUCGAUAUUUGCUAACGCAGGAACCACCUUCGCCACCUCUAACUCAACUGUUCCAAAUCCUUCGCCGUUUAGCAACGUAAACGCUUCUUUGCCAUUCGGCCCGACUAAUGGAACUGCUGCUGCAGCGACAGCAGUCGCAAAUCCAUUCGCACCACGUACGCUACAGAGCAAUGCACCGUUCGGGAAUGUACAAAACCAACUCAUUAGUACCUCAUCUCCAUUUGGGAAGUCGCCGUUUAACGUGUCUGCAACUAAUGUCAUUAUUGACGAUAUCGUUUACAGUGCGGAAGGCUCGUUAACGGAUGAUGAGAAGAGUAUGUACUUGGCUGAGAAAUUUAUUAUCGGCAAAAUACCGCUUAAACCUCCUACCAAAGACGUAAGAUGAUUUGAUAAUUGAUACAGUAACAUAGAGUUAAGCGUAUACUGUGAUAAGGAGGUGUGAGGCUCCUAGUUAUAAACAUUCAACCUUACGCUAUUCACUGUAUGCUUAAUUAUGUUUCUAGUGUAAAUUACAAUGAAAUAAAACUUUUAUUCUUACUUUAUUAA
Messenger RNA from Ooceraea biroi (clonal raider ant), 2363 nucleotides. Its product is annotated as nucleoporin NUP42. The record is from RefSeq and is a predicted model, not a curated record. Lineage: Eukaryota; Metazoa; Arthropoda; Insecta; Hymenoptera; Formicidae. Gene Ontology annotation, molecular function: metal ion binding.